AUGGCUCGUCGUAAGGCAGAUCCCGCUCCCAAGAGCAUCCCAAGCAAACGAGUUGGACGAGGGGCAGUCCAAAAAACCAGGCCUCCAAAGAAAACGGAGUCUCCUAUUUCCAACAACAUUCCCAAGCAGAGACUCAACGUCUAUGUCUUUGGCUCUGGUAGCAGUGCAGAGCUCGGGCUUGGACCCAAGAAUGCCAUUAAUGUGAAAAGGCCACGACUGAACACAAACCUCGACGCAGAGAAGGUUGGAGUCGUUAAUAUCAUUGCAGGAGGCAUGCACGCAGCUGCCUUGACCCAUGACAAUCAUAUCCUAACCUGGGGUGUCAACGACAACUUUGCCCUUGGGCGCGAGACCACCUGGGACGGUGGUUUGAAAGAUAUGGACGGCGAUGACGAGUCUGUUGCAAGUGAUGAAGUUGAACUCAACCCACGGGAGGCCAAUCCUACUGCCGUUUCGGAUGACAGCUUCCCAGAAGGCACCAAAUUCUGCCAGGUGACUGCAGGUGACAAUGCUACCUUUGCUUUAACUGAGGAUGGUUUUGUUUACGGAUGGGGUACAUUUGUGACCACCGAGGGAGGACGCGGAUGGUGGAACGGCGAACUUAUCGAAAUGCAACCAGACCCCAUCAGGAUCCUUGGCCUCGAGAAAAUCACCCAGAUCAGCGCCGGUAACAACUUCUGCCUGGCUCUUGACUACAAGGGAAGAGUUUUCUCAUGGGGUCGCCCCGAACAAGACCAGCUGGGCCGUCAUAUUCGAGUUGAUCGCCGCAAGACUGCCGGUAACAAGAAUGCCUCUAUCGACAAAUUACGCAACGAUAUUGGCCUUAUUCCCGGCCUUGUCGCCCUACCCAAGAGCAAGAGAAUCAUUUCCAUUCACGCAGGCAGCGACCAUUCUUUCGCCAUCGACUCCAAUGGGGAUACCUGGACAUGGGGUCUAAAUAACUUUGGCCAAGCUGCUGUUAACGUUGGGGCUGGAAAAGGCGGCAGCACCAUUGUUCGACCACAGAAAGCAACCAUGCUCGUCAGCCAUAAGAUGAAGAUGAUUCAAGGCGGACGUCAUCAUUCAAUUGGCAUCACUCAAGACGGCCAGUGCCUUGUCUGGGGUCGCAUGGACGGCGCUCAAAUGGGUAUUGACAACAGCACUCUACCCCUCGAUGACCCACAGAUCAUUAUCUCUGAACGCGGAAAGCCACGUAUCCUACUCGAGCCCACUCCACUACCAAUCCCAAACUGCACCUUUGCUGCUGCAGGGUCUGAUCAUAAUAUUCUCAUCACUUCCGAAGGAAAGGCUUAUACCUGGGGUAUCAACGCGACUUAUCAAUGUGGCCAGGGUCCUGAUACCGACGAUAUUCUAGUCGCAACCAAAAUCGACAACAUUUCUCUUCGUGAGAAGGUGUUCUGCUGGGCCGGAGCGGGUGGCCAAUAUUCCAUGCUUGCCUCGAUGCACGUACAAGCAUCUACGUGA
Messenger RNA from Nannizzia gypsea CBS 118893, 1464 nucleotides. RefSeq lists its product as hypothetical. The transcript has 2 exons. NCBI's taxonomy places the organism in Eukaryota, Fungi, Ascomycota, Eurotiomycetes, Onygenales, Arthrodermataceae. Gene Ontology annotation, molecular function: guanyl-nucleotide exchange factor activity. Gene Ontology annotation, cellular component: cytoplasm. The record is from RefSeq and is a predicted model, not a curated record. Bases 1 to 1464 code for a protein of 487 amino acids.